Molecule: messenger RNA, 1052 nt
Organism: Lineus longissimus
Lineage: Eukaryota; Metazoa; Nemertea; Pilidiophora; Heteronemertea; Lineidae
Product: DNA repair protein RAD51 homolog 4-like
Exons: 1
Coding region: 1-936 (311 amino acids)
Biological process (GO): telomere maintenance; reciprocal meiotic recombination; double-strand break repair via homologous recombination
Cellular component (GO): Rad51B-Rad51C-Rad51D-XRCC2 complex; replication fork; centrosome
Molecular function (GO): four-way junction DNA binding; ATP binding; single-stranded DNA binding
Source: RefSeq, a predicted model, not a curated record
AUGUCAGUGCUAAAAGCCGGAUUGUGUGCCUGUAUGACUCAACAUAUGGUUGAGGUUCUCAGUCAAAACGAGAUCACAACAGCUGUCGACUUUAUCAGCUUAGACAUUGAAGAAAUAUGUUCCAAAACUGCACUUCCCUACAAGGACUUGCUUGCUACCCGCAGGGUCCUUUUGGCCCAGUACUCUGCCUUUCCCAUCAAUGGAUGUGACUUGUAUGAAGACACUCUAAGUACUGCUGCAGUUUUGUCCACCGGCUUUCCUUCCUUAGAUCAACUCCUUGAUGGUGGUGUCUACACAUCGGAAAUAACUGAGAUCGUAGGAGGACCCGGCGUGGGGAAAACCCAGAUCUGUCUGCGGACCUCAGUUUCUGUUGCCAAGUUGCAGGGAAAUGCUGUCUUCAUUGACACGAAUGGUUCAUUCUCUUGUGAAUGGCUGGCGGAUUUUCUUGAGAUCCAAGACCUUUCUCCUCAAGACAUAAAAGAAAUCUGUUCUCGUAUUCAUUGCGUAAAAGUCUUCGAUAUAUUUGACAUGUUGUCUUACCUUGGGGACUUACGGACAAAACUUAAUGAACAGAGUGAAACAUUCUAUUGUGGAAUUAAACUUGUCAUUGUGGAUUCUGUUGCUGCAAUUGUGUCACCAAUUCUUGGAGGAAAACAAAUUGAUGGACACGGACUAAUGAUGCACCUGGCUCAAGCCUUGAAAUCGCUGGCUGUUGAACAUUCGAUAGCUGUCCUGACAACUAACAAUACUGUAAUGGGAGACGGAGGCCACACUAAAGCAGCCCUUGGAAAGUCAUGGUGUAGUGUCCCUAAUACUAGAUUGGCGCUCACUUCGACAUUUCAACUUGAUCAUAUGACUAGAGACAUUGAACGGAAAUGUGAAAUCACAAAAUCAUCGAGACAGCCAAUUGGUGGGACGACUGUUCUUUCAAUUUAAGAACCCCACUGGUUAAUAAUGUUAUCAUUUCUGAACUGCAAUGGCAUUGAGUCAUAUUUGUGAGGGUGGCAUUUACUUUGAAAGGAUAUGUCAUUGGAAAGUCCGACAUGUGAAAC